AUGGUUCUGGCAUACGGUGGCUUUGUCCGCCAUCUCCUUGCGAUAUGCCUCACUCUACCAUUCCUGCUCCUUUCCAGCGCAGCCUACGAAUCUCUCUCAGAUGACACCCUAAGAGCCCUUCCACGACCUAAUAACGACUUUGACAUUCACAAUGGAGCACUCCUAGCACCAAUCCUACAGACUCGCAUCCCUGGGACCCCCGGUUCCACCGCUGUACUCAACCACUUUGCGGAUUUCUUCCGCACCACCCUGCCAGACUGGAAGAUCGAGUUCCAAAACUCGUCGUCGAAGACGCCCCUCUCGCACAGCAAGGAAGUCCCCUUCGUCAACUUCAUCGCGUCGCGCGAUCCGCCCCGGGCGGCGGUAGGGGAUGUGGGAAGACUUACGCUCGUCGCGCACUACGACAGCAAGUAUGAGCCCAAGGGAUUUAUCGGGGCGAUUGACAGUGCGGCGCCGUGCGCGAUGAUGAUGCACACGGUGCGUAGCAUCGACGCCGCGCUAACAAAGAAAUGGGCGGCGAUGGAGGCACAUGGCCACACCGAUGCGACGGUCGAAGAACAGAAGGGCAUGCAGAUCAUCUUCCUCGACGGCGAGGAGGCGUUUCUCGAGUGGACGAAUACCGAUUCUCUCUACGGCGCGCGCUCUCUCGCAGAGCACUGGGACGAGCAAGUCCACCCGGCCAUGUCCAUUUACAAGACGCCACUGUCGUCGAUAUCGCUGUUUGUGCUUCUGGACCUGCUGGGUAGCAAGGAUCCCUCCAUUCAGUCGUAUUUUGCAACCACGCACUGGGCCUACCAGAAACUGGCGGCGCUGGAGAAGCGAUUGCGAGACCUGAAACAGUUCAAAUCCUCUUCUGGCGGCAGUUCUGGCGCGUCGUGGUUCGUUGAUCACGCGAAGAACGAACAUCAGCUGAAUGUUUAUUCGGGCAUUCAGGAUGAUCAUCUGCCGUUCCUCGCGCGGGGCGUGGAGGUCCUACAUAUUAUUGACUACAGCCCUACCAGAAGAACGGGGUUUCCCGCCGUUUGGCACACGAUUGAUGAUGACGGUGAGCAUCUAGAUCUGGAGACGGUGGAAGACUGGAGCAUGCUCUUUACUGCAUUUGCCGCCGAGUGGAUGGAGCUGGAGGGCUUCCUGCCGACCGGCGCUGAGGCGCAGCCCAAGGACAAGCGAUCCCACCCGUGGAUUAAUUAUUCAGAGAAGAAAACUGAGUUGUAA
Molecule: messenger RNA, 1215 nt
Organism: Aspergillus clavatus NRRL 1
Lineage: Eukaryota; Fungi; Ascomycota; Eurotiomycetes; Eurotiales; Aspergillaceae
Product: glutaminyl-peptide cyclotransferase family protein
Exons: 1
Coding region: 1-1215 (404 amino acids)
Molecular function (GO): zinc ion binding; glutaminyl-peptide cyclotransferase activity
Source: RefSeq, a predicted model, not a curated record